GAGCUGAGCACCGAGCACCUUCUAUGUCCCCCUCCGCGGGCGGGCCGCUGCGAGGACUGCACCUCUGCGGUUCAGAGCCAGAAGCACGGCGCUGUGGAGCGCACAGAAGACACAAGGCACCGAAAGCCUCUUCGAAAAGCGGCGCGCUGCCCCGCCUCGCGUCCCCUGACCUGGAUCUUCCUCCUCACAGAAGGAGCGUUUCCGGCGGGGGAGGGGAAGUUCCAUCCGUCGUGGUAGGCUUUGCGAUGGGGAAGAAGCACAAGAAGCACAAAGCAGACAAGGCGGAGUGGCGGUCGGCUUCCACCACCGCCUACAGCGAUUAUGUAGACAAGCCUUUGGAAAAACCUUUAAAGCUGGUUCUGAAGGUUGGAGGAAGUGAAGUAACUGAACUUUCUGGAUCAGGACACGAUUCUAGUUAUUAUGAUGACAGAUCAGAUCAUGAGCGAGAACGACAUAAAGAAAAGAAGAAAAAAAAGAAAAAGAAGUCUGAGAAGGAGAAAGAAAAGCACCUUGAUGAUGAGGAAAGAAGAAAAAGAAAAGAAGAGAAAAAGAGGAAAAGAGAAAAAGAACAGUGUGACACUGAAGGAGAGACUGAUGAUUUUGAUCCUGGGAAAAAAGUGGAGGUCGAGCCUCCUCCAGAUCGUCCUGUCAGAGCAUGCAGAACUCAGCCAGCUGAAAAUGAGAGCACACCAAUCCAGCGAUUACUAGAACACUUCCUUCGUCAGCUUCAAAGGAAAGAUCCUCAUGGGUUUUUUGCUUUUCCAGUCACGGAUGCCAUCGCUCCAGGAUAUUCCAUGAUAAUAAAGCACCCCAUGGAUUUUGGUACUAUGAAGGAAAAAAUUGCAGCAAAUGAAUACAAAUCAGUGACUGAAUUCAAGGCAGAUUUUAAACUCAUGUGUGAUAAUGCAAUGACAUACAACAGACCAGACACUGUUUACUACAAGCUAGCCAAGAAGAUACUGCACACAGGCUUUAAAAUGAUGAGCAAAGAACGGCUGUUAGCUUUGAAGCGCAGCAUGUCGUUUAUGCAGGACAUGGAUUUUUCUCAGCAGGCAGCUCUUUUGGGUGAUGAAGACACAGUGGUUGAGGAGCCUGUCCCUGAAGUUAUGCCUGUACAAGUAGAGACUACCAAGAAAUCCAAAAAGCAAAAUAAGGAAGUUAUUAGUUUCACAGUUCUAAACAGCCACAUCUGGGAAAAAAAAAUCAGACUCCUGUUUCAUAUCUGGAGAAAGAACAGUUGCAUAUUUGAACCUGAAGGAAAUGCAUGCAGCCUGACAGAUAGUACUGCUGAAGAACAUGUCCUCGCACUAGUAGAGCAUGCAGCAGAUGAAGCCCGGGAUAGGAUCAAUCGAUAUCUACCCAACAGCAAGAUCGGUUAUCUGAAAAAACAUGGAGAUGGAACUUUAUUGUUCAGUGUAGUAAAUUCAUCUGAUCCAGAAGCAGAAGAGGAAGAGACUCAUCCAGUAGAUCUGAGUUCAUUGUCAAGCAAAUUUUUACCUGCCUUCACUUCGUUGGGCUUUAAAGAUGAACGAAGGAACAAAGUAACCUUUCUUACAAGUGCUAGUACAGCCCUUUCCAUGCAAAACAACUCUAUUUUCCAUGAUUUGAAAUCAGAAGAAAUGGAACUCCUAUACUCAGCAUAUGGUGAUGAAACUGGGAUACAAUGUGCCUUAAGCUUACAAGAAUUUGUGAAGGAUGCUGGACAUUACAGCAAGAAAAUAGUAGAUGAUCUUCUGGACCAGAUCACAAGCGGAGAUCAUUCCAAAACUGUUUAUCAGCUAAAGCAGAGACGAAACAUCCCAGUAAAACCACUGGAUGAUGUUAAAGUUCUGCCAGUUCUCAUAAAAGAAGAACACAAGCUGCGUAACACCUGCCCAGAUUCUUCCAAACAGAUUAUGGUUGGUGAAUCUGCUGGAGACAGUAAUGCUUCUGAAUUGGAUUUUCUGUCUAUGAAAUCAUAUUCAGAUGUAUCUCUUGAUAUUUCAAUGUUAAGUUCACUAGGGAAAGUGAAGAAGGAGCUUGAUCAUGAUGAUAACCAUUUACAUCUCGAUGAAACAGCUAAGCUUCUGCAGGACCUUCAUGAGGCUCAAGCUGACAGAGUGGGAUCCCGACCAUCAUCUAAUUUGAGUUCUCUCUCCAAUACUUCUGAAAGAGAUCAGCAUCAUCUUGGAAGCCCUUCUCAUCUGAGUGUUGGAGAGCAGCAAGACAUAGUUCAUGAUCCCUAUGAAUUUCUUCAGUCCCCAGAAACCUCAAAUGCUACUAGUAACUAAUAUGAUGUUCUAUAUAUAUUUUGUAUUUUAAUUGUAUUGUUAUUAUAUAAAGAUUUUGUACAUGACAGAAACCUUAGUUUGUCCUAGUUUGUAUGAGGAUUUCAGUAUAAUGUUGCAAUAUAUACUGGUCAAAAAAAGAACACAAAACAAAACCCCAAAAAUGGCAGGGUACUCUAGUGCAUCACAAUGUUAGCAAUGUGCCUAGAUCUGCUUUUGCUUUUAUGUUGGAGUGUGUCUUGUCUGCUGGUAUGUGAAUUUUGACUGAAAACAGGAAGUGCUGUUUUAGAGAGUUUCUGUUCUGUAAAAACUGAAGUGGUAAUUAUUCCACCAUCAUGGCAGCAAUCUUGAAAUGUUUUCUGUAGAAUUAUGUACCAGUUUCUCUUUUGGACAUCCUCAAUGAGGAAUAUCUUACUUCCGCAGUGACAGAACGGAAUGAACUGUGGUCAUUAUUUAACUUUCCAUCUUCUACCCUCUAAUCUGUAGAAAUGGUUUGUGUUGCCCUCUCUUUGUAAAUCUUUCAUUUCAUCAUCCUGGAGAAUAUUCAAUAUGAGAAUACUGAAAAAAAAAACAGUACUUGUGGUUGCUUUAUAAUGCUUACCACACUAAUUCUACCCUGUAUCUAAAAAAGGUGGAUGCUUUUAUGAACCCUUGUGUCUUGAAAAAGGAAGAGAUUACAACGCU
Messenger RNA from Coturnix japonica (Japanese quail), 2951 nucleotides. It is a transcript of the gene BRD9, whose product is annotated as bromodomain containing 9. Gene Ontology annotation, biological process: regulation of transcription by RNA polymerase II. The record is from RefSeq and is a predicted model, not a curated record. NCBI's taxonomy places the organism in Eukaryota, Metazoa, Chordata, Aves, Galliformes, Phasianidae. Gene Ontology annotation, cellular component: nucleus.